AUGUUUAAUGCACGCUUGGUUUUACGGGUCAGACUUGGCAUGCAACUCGUCCAAGUGACAACUACACAUACUCACCCUUCACAGUAUGCAAAGCCAUAUCGUAUUUUUAAUGAAGGUGCAAAGAGGUUUAAAAGUAAAAAGCAAAAGGACAACGGAAACUUAAAUGAUACGAAUGUUGAUAAAACUUCCGAGCCUAAAAUUAUAGAAGAACCCAUUUUAAAAGAUCCUCCAAUAACAGAUGUUGCCACUUCAAAAAAUCCACCAAUAUCAACUACGACGAAGAAAAAGACUUCAGGGAGUUAUAGCAAAUAUAUUUUAAUGAUAGCUCUUUUAGGUGGCGUAUGUUAUGGUGGAGCUGUGUAUCAUUCAAUUCAUGAUGAAAAGUUUCGUGAAAAAUUUACAAAAGAUGUUCCUGGUGCAAACCAAGUUGUUGAAUAUGUGGAUGGUCUUUAUAAACAAGGGACAUUCCAUCAUCUCAAACAACAAGCUUCAGAGUUAAGUGCAAAAACAAUUGAUUUUGAACUUGAUAAAAAAAUAUCCCCUUUAUUGACCCAAGAAAUCCAUACAUUCACAUCCGAGGAACCCAUAAUUAAUGAACUAUAUCAAACAAUAAACCAACUUGCUAGUAUUGUCAAAGAAACGGACGCAAGCUCAGAUAUUAUUUUAAAGGCAAAAGAAGAAGUAAAAAGAUUGAAUGAUCGAAUUAAUUCUAGUAGAACUGAAAUAUAUUCUUUGAUUGAUGCUGCACUUAAAGAACAAGAAGAGACGUUUAAUACACUUUUAGAAACCAAAAAAAGAUCAUUGUCCGAAAAAUUGGAUAAUUCAGAGAAGGAGAAACAAAAUCUUAAGGAUGAAUUCGAAAAAAGCAAACAAUUAUUAUUGAAACAACACAAAGAUCUAACGGAUGAAUUAUCACGACAAGCUCAAAAACACGCCGAAGAGCUUCGAAAUACACUCAUCCGCGAAGGUGUUAGAAUGAAAAGACAAUGGAUUCGUGAAAUAAAAUCAAGGGUUGAACAAGAAAGAGAUGGCCGUUUAGCUAAUCUCGAGGAGCUUAAUCUACGUCUAAAACAACUACAAAAUCUCAGCGUACAAAAUGUCGAUGAUUUGGAUGAUCGUAUCAAAGACCUUCGAUUAUGGCGUGCAUUAUACGCAUUAAAGAACGCUGUUAAUCAGCCUCAUCGCAUACCAUUCGCCAACGAGGUAGCCACCUUAAAAAAAGAGGCAUCGACUGAUGAGUUGGUGACAGUUGUAUUAUCAACUAUUGAUGAUUCUGUAUCUUCCACAGGGAUUGAAUCGGUUUCCAAUUUAGUAGCGCGGUUUGCUAAAGUUCGAGAAGCAGUACGAAGCGCUUCGUUAGUACCGGAGAAUGGCGGAUUGCUCCCUCAUGCGCUUUCUCGCGUUCUAUACAGAUUUAUGUUUCGUAAACAUGGAAUGAUGGAGGGUGAUGAUGUUGAGGCUGUUUUGGCUCGCGUGGAACAUCAUUUGAAAGAACAUGAUUUGGAUAAGGCGACAAGAGAAUUGAAUCAGCUCAAAGGGUGGCCGAAAACCAUUACUUCAGAUUGGAUGCGAGCUGCGCGCGAUCAUUUAGAAGUAAAACAAGCAAUUCAGGUUUGUUUCCUAGGCGCCGUUUUUUAA
Ambispora leptoticha is the source of this 1638-nucleotide messenger RNA. Lineage: Eukaryota; Fungi; Glomeromycota; Glomeromycetes; Archaeosporales; Ambisporaceae. The record is from the annotation of a GenBank genome assembly.